UGGCUAGGAGCUAGAGGGAGCACCAUCGCAUCCUUCGGAGCCACAGUACCGUUACCGGUGCCUCUCAGCUCGGAGAAAGGCAGCGAAACGCCAGAAGCCGCUUGGAGUAGCUUCAUUCACACGGGUCCUAAGAACUAUAUAAAGAUUUUUUAAUUUAAAGAUGAAAUAAAUACGUAUAUUUUUUAUUUCAUUUCUAACAGCAUCACAACAUUCGCAAUCUCAAAAUGGCUGAGAUAACCAAUUUGAGACCGACGUAUGAUGUGUCUCCCGUGCUGGCAGGCUUCAUUGGGGCCGGCGUCCUGGUGGCGGUGGUGGCCGGUGCCAUCUUCCUGUGGACCUUCUGCCAUCGGCGCUAUCGGCGUCUGACCGGCAGCUACAAGAUCCAUGGCGGCCACUCGGACGCCUGCGACGCCGCACCCGACCCCCCCUACAAGUUCAUCCACAUGCUCAAGGGCAUCAGCAUCUACCCAGAGUCACUUAGCAACAGCAAGAAAAUAGUGCGGGUGGGCCGGCGCCCCGGAGACCGGGGGGAGCGGGCCGGGGAAUGGGGGCGGCCCGGCAGCACCCACGGGGGUAACGGUAACGUGCUCCUGGUGGAUGCGGCCGAGAGUGGCCUGCUCGAUGGCGCCGCCCUGCAGAUGAACCGACUGGUCCCCAGCGAACAGCCCCGGCUGGAGAGGGAACUGCCCAUCCGGGCCGACUACUGCAGCCUGGACAGCAGCAGCUCAGCUAGCAGCAGCUCAGCCAGCAGCAAGACGGCCACGCCCUUCACGCCGGCAGAGGAGCCCAAACUGGGCACGCUCAGUCUGGUCGUGGACUAUAACUUCCCCAAGAAGGCGCUGGUGGUCACCAUCCAAGAAGCGCGUGGGCUCCCUCCAGUAGGCGAGCAGGCGGGCAAUGCCGACCCCUACGUCAAGAUGACCAUCCUGCCCGAGAAGAAGCACCGCGUCAAGACCCGUGUGCUGCGCAAGACCCUGGAUCCCGUCUUCGACGAGACGUUCACCUUUUACGGCGUGCCCUACAGUGGCCUCUCUGAGCUGGUGCUGCACUUCCUGGUGCUCAGCUUUGACCGCUUCUCCCGUGAUGACGUCAUCGGCGAGGCUGUGGUGCCCCUGGCUGGCGUGGACCCCAGCACCGGGCGUGUGCAGCUCACCCAGCAGAUCUGCAAGAGGAACAUACAGUGUGUGAGCCGUGGGGAGCUGCUGGUGUCCCUGUCCUACCAACCCGUCACCCACAGGCUCAGCGUCGUGGUGCUGAAGGCCAAGCACCUGCCCAAGAUGGACAUCACAGGCCUGUCUGGCAACCCAUAUGUGAAAGUGAACAUCUUUUACGGCCGUAAGCGCAUCGCCAAGAAGAAGACUCACGUCAAGAAGUGCACGCUCAACCCCAUUUUCAACGAGUCUUUCAUUUACGACGUGCCCGCUGAGCUGCUACCUGACAUCUCAGUGGAGUUCCUGGUCGUCGACUUCGACCGCACCACCAAGAACGAGGUGGUGGGCCGCCUGGUGCUGGGUUCACACAGCCCCUGUUCCUCUGGCGCCCUCCACUGGCGGGAGGUCUGCGAAAACCCCCGUCGGCAGAUCGCCAAGUGGCAUAACCUCACUGAGUACUAGUGUAAGCCCAUCCCCCACGCUCACACUCACAUACAAAAGCUCAACUUUCAGAGAAAUAUUUUUUCUCACCUUACAAUCUUAUUUUAAAACAUUCAUAUGGAAAAAAAAACCUUUACGGGACUUGUACAGUGAACUGUUCUUUGUGCCGUUAAUAAUGAUUAUGCGAUUCUGUUAAAUUAUUGCAGGAAUUUUGUUCAAAGAAAAAAAUUAAUAUACUGAAAUUGUGCAAAAACAUUGGGGAAAAAAUAAGCCGAUUGAAUGUGAAUAACCAAAAUACACAGUGCUGUGUUUGUAUUUGUUCUUUAUGAGGUUAAAUGUUCGCAGCAAGAUGGAAAGAAUUAGCCCCCCGCAGAGUUCACACAAAAAGACUGUGACCUGUCAGAAUUCAUGCCCCUCUUUCUCAUUCAGUUCCUCUUCCGUAGGUUGUAUGUUGGUGGUAUAUACAGUCAAAUUAUUGCAUGUCUUAAUAAUUAAGAAAACAACGGCACAAGUGCAAAUAACUGGAACUAAACCAGACAAAUAACCCAUUAUUGAAGUGUCCAGUUAUUUUUAAUGGAUAUUCAAACUGGUCACAUUAAUAAAAUAAGGUUAAAAAACAGAUCUGAAACACAAAUCCUCCUAGAGCAAUACAGUCUGCGAGAACGGUAAUGGGUUACUUGGAAAAAAGUGCAUCUUCAAAUGGGAAAAUACUGUUAUUCACAUGAUGAUGAUGACGAUGACGGUGACAUUUUAUUUUUUGUUUUUUGAGGAUGGCAUUGUGCCUCCCCCACUAUGACUUAUAUAAUUUGACGAUACCGUGAAUGUUUUAAGGCAUUGUGCAUACAGCAGAUUUCAUGUUUCCAUGUUUACGCACAAAACCCAUGUGGACGGACGGGACUCCAGUCUACAGGAUUAAACCGGAGAUAUUCUGAUAUAGGUAGCGCAUGAAAGUAGAACGAAAUGUAUGUGUGCAAUAGGUUGUAAUUAAACUUUAACCUGUACUUUUCCCGUA
Molecule: messenger RNA, 2604 nt
Organism: Paramormyrops kingsleyae
Lineage: Eukaryota; Metazoa; Chordata; Actinopteri; Osteoglossiformes; Mormyridae
Gene: syt11a
Product: synaptotagmin XIa
Biological process (GO): calcium ion-regulated exocytosis of neurotransmitter; vesicle fusion
Cellular component (GO): synapse; axon; plasma membrane
Molecular function (GO): phosphatidylserine binding; clathrin binding; calcium-dependent phospholipid binding
Source: RefSeq, a predicted model, not a curated record